This is a messenger RNA of Aspergillus calidoustus, 1988 nucleotides long. The record is from the annotation of a GenBank genome assembly. Lineage: Eukaryota; Fungi; Ascomycota; Eurotiomycetes; Eurotiales; Aspergillaceae.
CUCGUCCCUUAAAUACCCUGGCAGAGCUCGAGGAGCUCGGGAGAUACCGAAUACCCCUGUCUUUUUUUUCGUGGUUUUCCCGCGGUUUCUUCGAGUGCGAGUUGAAAAAUGGACGUUGAACAAGCUGCCGCUGCCCGCGCUGCAGCAGACCACGACAAGAAUAAAGAUGCGCCAUCGGUCUCAGAAAACCGCUCUGUCCACGUCGGCGACAGCGACUUGCUCGGAGGAGAGAAGCUAGACGCGGUGCUGACCGCGAAGAUGGCUCUGGUGAACGACGCAAUCGACGAGAUCGGCUUCACCCCGCACCAGUGGAAGCUCUUCUGCCUCAAUGGCUUCGGGUAUGCUGUUGACUCGCUCAUCCUCCUCCUCCAAUCCAUCGUCUCGACGCAAGCCGUCCUCGAGUUCCGACCAAGCUUUGACACCGGUCUCACCAUCGCCGUGUAUGUGGGUAUGCUGGUCGGCGCACUCUUUUGGGGAUUCUCUGCGGAUGUCAUCGGUCGUCGCUUCGCUUUCAACGUUUCGCUCUUCAUCUCCUCCGUGUUCACCAUUGUCGCAGGCGCAUCGCCGAAUUGGAUCGUUCUCGGUCUAUUCACGUGUCUGAGCGCGUUCGGCGCGGGAGGAAACCUCGUGCUGGAUACAGCCGUCUUCCUCGAGUACCUUCCCAGCACGCACUCGUGGCUGGUGACGCUCAUGGCGGCCUGGUGGGGUGUCGGCCAGCUCGUCGCAGGCCUCUUCGCCUGGGCAUUUAUGCCCAACUACUCGUGCGCAGACGCUGCUUCGUGCACGCGCGACAACAACCAGGGCUGGCGGUACGUCUGGUACACCUCGGGCGCAUUCGUCUUUGUCCUCUCGAUCCUGCGCGUCACCGUCGUACGGCUGGAAGAAACACCCAAGUUCCUUGUCUCAGAGGGCAAGGACGAGAAGGUCGUCUCCGUCCUGCAGAAUAUCGCCAGGAAGUAUAACCGGCCCUGCAGUCUAACCGUCGAGCGUCUCUCCGCCUGCGGCGUAACGCGCACCCGAAACAGCGGCACAUCCAGUACCAAGAAAUCCUGGAAGAUCAUCUCGUUGCGCGAACUAUCGUUCCACCUCCGCGGCCUCUACGCAACCCGCAAAAUGGGCCUCUCAACAACUCUAAUCUGGUUCUCCUGGCUGCUCAUCGGCCUCGCAUAUCCGCUCUUCAACGUCUUCCUCCCACAAUACCUCGCAUCCCGCGGGGCCCAAUUCGGCGAAGAUAGCCCCUACAUCACGUGGCGGAACUAUGCCAUCACAAACAUGUGUGGGAUCUUCGGUCCCAUCCUCGCAGGGUUCAUGUGUCGGUCGAGAUGGUUUUGGGGUCGACGCGGGACGAUGAUCAUCGGCGCCCUGGUCACCAUGGUGUUUUUCUUCAGCUACACGGCUGUGCGGACCGCCGAUCAGAACGUUGCGUUUACGUGUGUGAUUAAUUUCUGUUUGAACAUUUAUUAUGGAACGCUUUACGCGUACACGCCGGAGGUGCUCCCCUCCGCGCACCGCGGCACAGGAAACGGUAUCGCGAUCGGUCUGAAUCGGAUCAUGGGAAUUGUCAGCGCGAUUGUCGGUCGCGAGGCGGAUACCUCAACCUCGGUGCCGCUGUAUAUUUGCGCAGCACUCUACAUCGUCAUGGCGAUUGUAGCGGGCGUAUUUCCCUUUGAGCCAAUGGGGAGGCGCAGUAGUUAGAUCACAGGCUCGUUUUUCCCUAUUGAAGACAUAGUAGGCUUGGAGCGACAGUAGUAGAUGUGCCUGAUGUAUAUGGUGGACAUUCAAGAACGGAUCUAGAUAUACUUGGAUGAGCCCAUGCAGCUGAUUGUUUGAUUUCCCCAAUGCGACACACGAUGCGAAGCGUGAAAACGAUACGGUUGGCCCAGUGCAGUUACAAUGAAUCAUUACUUAGGAGUAUUCUGGUAGGUUGCGGGAUGUUGCUUUGGAACCUUUGGCAUUAUGUUUUUGUGUAUUUUGCCAGUAUUGCCCGG